This is a messenger RNA of Aspergillus tanneri, 3564 nucleotides long. RefSeq lists its product as uncharacterized. Gene Ontology annotation, biological process: nucleoside metabolic process. The record is from RefSeq and is a predicted model, not a curated record. The transcript is spliced from 2 exons. Gene Ontology annotation, molecular function: protein binding; ADP binding; ATP hydrolysis activity. NCBI's taxonomy places the organism in Eukaryota, Fungi, Ascomycota, Eurotiomycetes, Eurotiales, Aspergillaceae. Bases 1 to 3564 code for a protein of 1187 amino acids. Gene Ontology annotation, cellular component: kinesin complex.
AUGACAUAUAAAAUGAUCUUCACACGCGACGACUAUACGGUCGCAUGGAUCUGCGCCUUGCCACUGGAAAUGGCGGCAGCGAAGGCCAUGCUGGACGAGAUUCACCCUCCGCUUCCCCAGCCAGAAACCGACCACAAUAUCUACACACUUGGGAGGGUUGGCAGCCACAAUGUGGUGGUGGCCUGUCUGCCUGGUGGUGUCUAUGGAACAAUAUCCGCUACGGCUGUGGCGUCACAUAUGGUUUCUACCUUUCGGAGUAUCCGGCUCGGAUUGAUGGUGGGUAUUGGGGGCGGAGUCCCGAGCCAAAAUGCUGACAUUCGCCUUGGUGAUGUUGUGAUCAGCAAGCCAACUGCCACUUCAAGUGGUGUUAUCCAAUAUGACUACGGCAAGACACUGCGUGACGGACGAUUCCAGCACACCGGGUCACUUAAUAAACCUCCUCCAGUGUUGUUGAAGGCUGUGUCUCAAUUAGAGAGUGAUCAUAUAACGGGGAAAAGAGCGAUUAACAAAAUCUUGUUUGACAUACUGCACGAACGUGAAGAGAUAAGAGAACAGUUUUCGCGACCGAAAGACGACUGGUUAUUCCAACCGACAUAUAAUCAUAAGGACAGCGAACACAACUGUUCGGCAUGUGAUCUGACCCAGUUAGUAAACCGUUCUAAGCGGAUAACUGAUGACCCUUACAUUCAUUGUGGCUUGAUUGCUUCUGGAGAUCAGGUUAUAAAAGAUGCCAAGACUCGAGAUUCUAUUGCUCAGGAUCUAGACAUACUCUGUUUUGAAAUGGAGGCUGCUGGGCUCAUGGACGAACUCCCAUCACUUGCCAUUCGAGGUAUCUGUGACUACUGUGAUUCCCAUAAAAAUAAACGGUGGCAAGGAUAUGCCGCCCUUGCUGCUGCUGCCUACGCAAAGGCUCUCCUGUCAGUAGUUCCCACUUACUGCCGCAAGAAGGAAUUACAUGAAUUAAAGGAGCCAGUUUGGAUGGUCCCCUUUCGAAAGAACCCGCGAUUCGUGGGUCGGGAAGAAGAAAUUGCCAGAACCGAAGAAUUAAUUAUGCCACAGAACGGACCUGACAAAGUUGCUAUCUGCGGACUAGGCGGAGUUGGGAAGACGCAGAUUGCACUUGAACUGGCCUACCGCAUGCGAAAUCGAGACCCUAAAUACUCGAUUUUCUGGAUUACAUGUACUAGCUACGAGAGUGUGGAACAAGCGUACAUGAGUAUCGCCUUAAAGCUAGGAAUAAUUGACAUAAAGCCGGCAGAGGUAAAAGAAAAAGUCAAGGCUUAUCUCAGCCAGGAGGGUGCUGGGAAGUGGCUUCUUUUUUUUGAUAGCGCAGAUGAUAUGGGGAUGUGGAGCAAGGAUAAUACUAAUAAUUUAGUACUAACAGACUUUCUUCCUCAAAGUAAGCAGGGCCAUAUUCUCUUCACCACACGCAGCCGCAAGGUCGCUGUGAAAUUAGUGUCUUCUCAUGUAAUCACAAUUACUGAGCCGAACACAGAAACUUCUUUUAAAAUUUUACAAAACUCACUGGUUGAAAAAUCCUUGCUUAAUGAUCGUGUUACAGCUUUUAGUCUUCUUGAGCAGCUGGCUUUUCUCCCUCUGGCGAUUACCCAGGCGGCAGUGUAUAUUAAUGAAAAUAGCAUUGGCCUCUUUGACUAUCUUAUACUUUUACAGGAUCAGGAGCCAGAUGUGAUUGAACUGCUGAGUGAAGAUUUUGGGGAUGAAAUGCGAUAUAAAGACACCCAGAAUCCUGUUGCUUUAACCUGGUUUAUUUCAUUCCAGCAAAUUCAACGAUCAAAUAAACUCGCGGCGGACUAUCUGUCAUUUAUGGCCUGUAUUAAUCCUCGCAACAUUCCACAGUCCUUACUUCCCCAUCCGAUCUCGACCAAGAAGAGAACCGAUGCCAUCGGCCUUCUCAAGGCCUUCUCCUUUAUUAGUGAGGAGGGCGGGGACCGUUCUCUAAAUCUACACCGACUAGUCCAUCUUGCAACUCGGAACUGGAUGAGAAAGAGCCAAAAGUUUAGCCUGCAAAUAUUAAAAACUGCAGACCGAUUAAGCGAAGCUUUCCCGAACAAUGACCAUACCAAUCGGAAGGUGUGGCGGGACUAUCUACCGCAUGCGUUUUCACUAAUAGCAGAAGCUGAGUUCCAAAAGGAGCAGGAGAAAUACAUUAACCUUAUUGUGAAUAUUGGGAGGUGUCUGUAUAGUGACGGCAGAUGGAAGGAAGCAGAAGAGCUAGAGGUGCAGGUGGUGGAGCUCCGCAAGCAAGUACUGGGGGUGGAGCAUCCAGACACUCUGACCAGCAUGGCUAAUCUGGCAUCAACAUACCGAUAUCAGGGACGAUGGAAGGAAGCAGAAGAGCUGGGGUGCAGCAUGGCUAACCUGGCAUCAACAUACCGAUAUCAGGGACGAUGGAAGGAAGCAGAACAGCUGGAGGUGCAGGUGAUGGAGCACAGCAAGCAAGUGCUGGGGCCACAGCAUCCAGACACUCUGACCAGUAUGGCUAACCUGGCAUCAACAUAUCAGGAUCAGGGACGAUGGAAGGAAGCAGAAGAGCUGGGGAUGCAGGUGCUGGAGCUCCGCAAGCAAGUUCUGGGGCCAGAGCAUCCAGACAUUCUGACCAGCAUGGCUAAUCUGGCAUCAACAUAUCACGAUCAGGGACGAUGGAAGGAAGCAGAAGAGCUGGGAAUGCAGGUGAUGGAGCUCCACAAGCAAGUGCUGGGGCCAGAGCAUCCAGACACUCUGACCAGUAUGGCUAAUCUGGCAUCAACAUAUCACGAUCAGCGACGAUGGAAGGAAGCAGAAGAGCUGGGGGUGCAGGUGCUGGAGCUCCGCAAGCAAGUGCUGUGGCCAGAGCAUCCAGACACUCUGACCAGCAUGAACAACCUAGCAAUAACAUACUAUAAUCAGGGACGAUGGGAGGAAGCAGAGGAGCUGAAGGUGCAGGUGAUGGAGCUCCGUAAGCAAGUGCUGGGGCCAGAGCAUCCAGACACUCUAACCAGCAUGAACAUCCUAGCAAUAACAUACUGGAGUCAGGGACGAUGGGAGGAAGGAGUAGAGCUGGAGGUGCAGGUGAUAGAGCACAGCAAGCAAGUGCUGGGGCCAGAACAUCCAGACACUCUGGCCAGCAUGGCGAAUCUGGCAUCAGCGUACCGAGAUCAGGGACGAUGGAAGGAAGCAGAAGAGCUGGAGGUGCAGGUGAUGGAGCACAGCAAGCAAGUGCUGGGGCCAGAGCAUCCAGACACUCUGGCCAGCAUGAACAAUCUAGCCUUUACAUGGAAACUACAAGGAAAGGUUAAAGACGCCUUACCUCUGAUGGAAAAAUGUGUAGAGCUCCGCUGCAACUUGUUGGGUCCAGAUCACCCACAUACCAUAUCCUCCUCUUACGCUCUCAGCGACUGGGAAACGGCAGUAAGUUCUCUGUUAAUAAAGCCAGCACAACAAACUUCAGCCGAAGCCUCUCCUACAUUGUCCGUUAAUGAUUAUCCUCCCAAGCAGAUGCAAUCAGACUCCAAACCUAUCACAGGUGGCAAACGACGGGCAUUCAUGAGGUUUUUCCGGAGAUAA